CUCCAGUCUUAGCUCGAGGCGUUGUCAGCCCCCACCAGGAAUUAGUCUAGUGACUUGGGAGCAAGACCUUUGUCUUCUCCAAGUCGACAACAGCAUCUCAAAAUAUCCGUGCCACCAUCAAUGAAUACGGUCGGGCAUCCGGUGCCUAUUCGCUCGCACGCAUCGCAUGGCAUGUUGAGAGCACUCAUACGCGAGAGUAGAUACGAAUUUGUCGAUUCAAGGUGACCGCCACCGCCAUCCACAAAACCCGACGCCCUUUACUCAUCUGUGGAACCCCGCCGCCGCCUUCGUGCUCUCUGUCUUACCGCAUCUCGCGCGCCACUCCAUCCCACCCCAACUCUAAGUCACGAUGCCCGACGGUGCAAGUAUCGCUGGCCGGAGCCUGGUAUCGGCCGACAGCCCCAACACCGAUGUUGGCUCCAUCACGAGCGCCCAGGACGGCUACGAUCCGCAGCAAAUAUUGGCGCUUGCGCGCCAUCCUCCUCCUGGCGCCUCCGUCUAUUCACCCUCUGCAAUCCCAUCAAACGCCCUCAAUCCGCGCAGCUGUGUGACAUGCAGGAGGAGGAAGGUUCGCUGCGAUAAGCACAUGCCAUGUUCGAACUGCUGCCGAGCCCAGAUACCAUGUAUCUUCCCGGCCCCCGGCCGCGCUCCUCGUCGUCCGCGCCCCAAAGAUCCCAAUGCCCCGGCCAAGCAACCGUCGAGUGAGCGAGAGUUGGAGUUGAUGAGGCGCUUGCGGAAACUUGAGGGAAUUGUGGAGGAGCUCAGCGGUCAGAUCGAGGUGGAAGCAGCGCGCAGCGCCGGAAACUCUCCCGAGGGGACGACGGCGUACAACAGCGGACAAGACCAUUAUACACCUGGGGGGAGACCACCUGCUCCUGCUUAUUCCACCAGCCAUGCUGCUAUCACCGCCAACGUCACCACGCCCGACAUCCCGAAGGCGCCAACAAGAACUAUUUCCGGGACGGCUAUUUCCGAGCCGGACCGGCUUGGCAAGCUUUCACCGGAUGUGCACAAGCAAUUCGGACGCUUGAUGUUGAACGAGCGAGGAGGCACACGUUAUGUGUCCAGCGGGCUUUGGUCCAGUAUUACGGAUGAGCUGGACGAGAUCAGAAGGGAAUCUGAACACUUUCACGAUGAGUCAGAAGACUCGGACGACGAAGCUACCCCCGAGUCCUCUGAGCAUGUAAAACCUUCGGUCCUAUCUCAUCAAUCUUGGAUUAUGGGCUAUAGCUCGUCCGAAGUUGAUCUCAGGCCUCUGCACCCAUUACCAUCUCAGAUCCCGUUUAUCUGGCAGGUAUUCCAGGAAAAUGUUGAUCCGAUCCUCAAGGUGCUCCAUGUUCCCACCAUGAACAAGCUCAUUCGAGAUCUCCGACGCAACCUAGACACUCUCACGCCCUCCACCGAGGCCUUGAUGUUUUCCAUCUAUUACGCAUCCAUAACAUCUUUGGAUGAAGAAGAGGUCCGACGUAAUUUCGAUGCCGAGAAGGAUGUUCUACUUCAAAAAUAUCGCUUCGCAUUGGAACAAGCGCUUGGCAAAGCUAACCUCUUAACGACGCCGGAUCUGGUGGUGGCACAAGCAUUCCUUCUGUUCUUGGUCCUUGUUCGUCGACACGAUGAUACAAGGUUUGCCUGGACUUUGACAGGACUUCUGAUCAGGAUCAGCCAAGCAUUGGGACUCCACCGCGACGGGACCCAUUUCGACAACAUCACGCCUUUUGAGAUUGAGAUGCGAAGAAGGCUUUUUUGGGCUGUCUGCGUGCUGGAUCUUAGAUCAGCCGAGGAUCAAGGGACGGAUCUUACUGUUGUGGACCAGACAUUCGAUACGCAAUACCCCAUGAACAUCAACGACACCGACAUCUCCCCAGAGAGCAAAUGUCUCCCCGAACCGCGGGUUGGAACUACCGACAUGACCUUUUCGUUGAUCCGAUACGAGAUGUGCUCCUUGGCCAGAAGCUUGCACACCAUGUCUUCGGCCAUGGCAACAGUGAACCCCCGUGAGGCGGGCGUUUCGCUUGAAGAGCGGGAAAAAAUGCUGGUAGACACUCAACGACGCGUGGAGGAACAAUAUCUCAAGGACAGUUCAGAGCCCAUGUACUGGGCAGCCGCCAACAUCACGCGGGUCAUCUGUGCCAAGAUGAUGCUUGUCAUCUACCAGCCAGUUUUGUUUCCGGGUCCGGGUAAUGAGUAUCUUACAGACGAAGUGCGAGGUCGUCUGUUCAAUGCCUCUCUCGAGGUAUUUGAGUACGCUCAUAUUUUGAACACGGACGAAAGGUGCAAGCAAUGGCGAUGGCUCUUCCAGACCUAUAGCCAGUGGCAUGCAGUUGCUUACACCCUGAUCGAGGUGUCUCAUAGGCCAUGGGGUCCAAAAGCUGAGCGUGCUUGGACAGCGUUAAAUCUAAGGUUCGCAGCUCCCAAUUCUGCCGAACUAGAGAAGCUUGCGGGCCAUCAUGCGGUGUGGGUGCCCUUGAGGAAGUUGUACGACAAGGCAGCAAAACACCGUGCAGCUGAGAUUGCGCGACUUCAAAACGACCCCGACGCUGCACGGGAGCUGGAGUUGAGGGACCGCUGCAACACAGCUCCUACCAGUAUUCGCGAAAUCCCGGGAUCGAUGAAACGUGUGAUGGCUCUCGAACAGUGGCGCAAAUUGGUCAAUGCACCACCUCUGCCACAGGAGUUGCUGGACGAACAAGCAGAAGAGGCCCAUGAACCGGCACAAUCAGGGACAUCGGCUUCUCGAGGGCAGCAUCAGCAACUAGCCGGCCAAGCCCAACCAAUACUCUCACAGCUGAAUAACAAUACCCACGUGAGGAUGGCGACUAAGCCCGAGGUCAUGGACUACAUUGACUCGGCCAUGAGCAACUCUACCCCCUUUGUCUCAACAGACUUCGCUCCCUUAUUUUACGGGGACAUGGCCGAUUAUGUUCACCAUACCCAGGCCUUUGGAUAUCCUCCAUCCGGACUGGACUUCAAUGCGGCCCCCACACCGAACUACAACAACUCUACUUCGUCGUUAGGAACACCGGUACAGCUACAGCCACAACAACGUCAGCAGGCACAGCAGCAACAUCUCCAACAGCAGCAGCAGCAGCAGCAACAACAACAACAACAGCAACGCGGCAUGCAGCAGUCCCCGCAGCAACUGGAGCAGGUGCCCCCUUGGAUGUGGCCCAUCAACACAGGAUCGCCUGAUUUCCUGCGGAUGCCGAACAUGGGUAGUUUGGACGAUGUAGAUAUGAACGUAGACGAGGGCUUUGACUGGCAAAACUGGCAGGAGAGUCUGGGGAGAUAUGAACUGGAGACGACGGGCGGGAGGACGAGCAGUACGUGGGGGCCUGGCAUUUGAGGUGCUCACGUAGCAGAUGGAAAGAAGAAGACGCAUGGAAAUGGGGUUGGGCGCAGAGCAUUGUGCAUGAUGUGUGGACAUUGAUGGUGGCUUAUUUUGUGUUGCAACUGGAAAAAGUAUGUAAGGUGGUACUACCUUAUUGAUUGAUAGAUACCCGGAUGGAUAGUUAGAUUAGACGGAAAUUAUAGACAGAUAGGCGACUUGUAAUAAUUAGAUUGAAUUGCAUAACUGUCGAUG
Podospora bellae-mahoneyi is the source of this 3580-nucleotide messenger RNA. RefSeq lists its product as uncharacterized. Gene Ontology annotation, biological process: regulation of DNA-templated transcription; DNA-templated transcription. NCBI's taxonomy places the organism in Eukaryota, Fungi, Ascomycota, Sordariomycetes, Sordariales, Podosporaceae. The transcript is spliced from 3 exons. Gene Ontology annotation, molecular function: DNA binding; DNA-binding transcription factor activity, RNA polymerase II-specific; zinc ion binding. The record is from RefSeq and is a predicted model, not a curated record. Bases 350 to 3343 code for a protein of 997 amino acids.